AUUCUUCUAUUGUUUAUUACUACCUCUCAUUUUUUCCUAUGUGUAUUGUGUGUUAACAUGCAAAAUCAUGAACAAUUAAUACACCAGCAUGCAUUUUGUUUGCCAUUUUUCCAUACUCUCUAGUAUAGAUUAAUAUAUCAAUUCAAUCAUUUUACUCUAAUAUUUUAAAUUUAAUACAAUAUAUACUAGUAUAUCAUCCAUGUGUUGGUUGAAUAUAAAUACAAACUCUACAUGAAGUUGCAGAAGCAAGGCCAACCAAAGUGAGCCACAUCAAGCUAGGAGCAGAGUUUGAAGUGAAAUCUGCAGCACUGAAAAUUAUAUUCCUUAUCUCUUCCAAAUGGCUUUAGUUUGGAAGCCCUCAAUGAUGAUCACCAUCUUUCUUCUAUUCCUCACCUCUUCUCAAGGAAAGACAUCUAAUUAUUGGGAUAAUGAAUACCCAUUCAUCAGAUAUGCAAGUUCUUUUCCACCACCACCGUCACCAGCAUCGUCUUCAGCAUCAACAAGUGUUGAAGAGAAGGCGUAUGACUACAUAAUAGUCGGCGGUGGCACGGUUGGAUGUCCGUUGGCUGCUACAUUGUCACAGAACUUCAGUGUUUUGUUGCUAGAAAGAGGGGGAGUUCCAUUUGCAAACCCGAAUGUGUCGUUUUUGCAGAACUUCCAUAUUUCUCUGGCAGAUGUUUCUCCAACCUCUGCCUCCCAGUUCUUUGUUUCUUCCGAUGGAGUUUAUAAUGCCAGGGCUAGAGUUUUGGGUGGAGGCACUUGCCUCAAUGCUGGAUUUUACACCAGGCCAAGCGCAAGGGACAUCAGAAGGCUAAAUUUGGAUGCCAAACUGGUUAAUGAGUCGUAUCCAUGGAUUGAGGAUCAGAUUGUUCACAUGCCUAAGUUUUCUCCUUGGCAGAGAGCGGUGAAGGAUGGUCUAUUGGAUGUUGGAAUUUCACCUGAUAACGGAUUCACCUAUGAUCAUUUAUACGGAACCAAGGUUGGUGGAACCAUCUUUGACAGAUAUGGUCGUCGUCGCACAGCUGUAGAACUACUUAGGUCAGCCAACUCGAAGAAACUUGAUGUUUUGAUUCAUGCAACAGCCCAGAAGAUUUUGUUUGACAAAACAGGGAAAAAACCCAGGGCUGUUGGGGUUGUAUUCAAAGACGAAACUGGGAGGCAGCAUCAAGCAUUUCUUUCAAGGAGGCGGGGAAGUGAAAUUAUAGUAUCAUCUGGAGCCCUUGGGAGCCCACAACUUCUACUACUUAGCGGCAUUGGACCAAGGAAGGACCUUCAAAAAUUGAACAUCCCUGUGGUGCAUCAUAAUGAGCUCGUUGGGAAAGGCAUGUCAGACAACCCUAUGAAUACGGUAUUUGUUCCUUUCAACAGGCAUGUGGAGCAGACCUUGAUUCAAACUGUAGGAAUUACCAAGAUCGGCGUCUACAUUGAGGCUAGUAGUGGAUUUGGGCAAUCUUCUGAUAACAUUUCUUGCCACCAUGGAAUGUUAUCUGCCGAGAUUGGGCAGCUUUCGACCUUGCCUCCGAAGCAAAGGACAAGAGAUGCUAUAGAAGCUUAUAAAAGAAACAAGCGUAACCUUCCACAUGAAGUGUUUAAAGCAGGUUUUAUCUUACAAAAGUUAGCCAGCCCAAAGUCAACAGGGGAACUGAGCCUGAAGAACACUAAUGUUGACGAUAACCCCCACGUCUCCUUCAACUACUUCAGCCACCCUGAAGAUCUACAACAAUGUGUGGAUGGUAUUCGACUUGUUGAGAAGCUUCUUGCCUCAAAACACCUUACCAGCUUCAUGCCGCCUGACAAAGAAUCCUUCGAGAAGCUGCUAAACUUGAGUGUCCAGGCCAAUGUCAAUUUCAUCCCUAAGCAUACCAAUGAUACCAAGUCAGUGGAGCAAUUCUGCAAGGACACUGUGAUCACAAUCUGGCACUACCAUGGUGGAUGCCACGUCGGUAAGGUGGUCAGCCCAGACUACGAGGUUCUUGGUGUGCAUAGGCUUCGCGUGCUUGAUGGUUCCACAUUUUCCCACUCUCCAGGCACUAAUCCUCAAGCCACUCUACUGAUGAUGGGAAGGUACAUGGGAUUGAAAAUACUGAGACAGCGGCUGGGGAGAGCAGCUGGUUUCUGAAGGAAUCGCGAUGCUGCUGCAAUUUCUGGUAGAUCCAAUUCUUAGCAAGCGGUUAACUGUAGAGAUAGGCUUGGCUUGCGAAGAUAUUAAUCGCUCUUGUUGUAUCCAAAAUUCGAAUGUAUGAGAUUAUUUAUAACUCUAGACUCCAGAUGGUACUUUUAACUUGUGAAUGUAACCUGAUUGUCAUCACUCAUCACUAUCAUCUAUCCACCUCUUUGCUGCCAAGAAUACAUUUGAAUGGUUAA
Daucus carota subsp. sativus is the source of this 2364-nucleotide messenger RNA. Its product is annotated as protein HOTHEAD. The coding region runs from base 338 to 2119 and encodes 593 amino acids. Lineage: Eukaryota; Viridiplantae; Streptophyta; Magnoliopsida; Apiales; Apiaceae. Gene Ontology annotation, molecular function: flavin adenine dinucleotide binding; oxidoreductase activity, acting on CH-OH group of donors. The transcript is spliced from 6 exons. The record is from RefSeq and is a predicted model, not a curated record.